Schistosoma mattheei is the source of this 4616-nucleotide messenger RNA. Lineage: Eukaryota; Metazoa; Platyhelminthes; Trematoda; Strigeidida; Schistosomatidae. The record is from the annotation of a GenBank genome assembly.
AAAUCUUUUCAAACUGAUAGGUCAUCACCAGAACGCACAUGCGUUUCAGCUAGCACAAACGAACUCUGAAUGUUGAUGCACGACGCCUGUAAUUUCAAGGUCACUCGGAAGUUCCUGGCAUUUGAACAACUUCACAUUGCGAAUGGUUCCACGGGAUGUAACAGAAGUCCAACCGGAUUACACUGAAAUGAAAAGUCGAAGUAGUAAUCAUAAUCAUUCAGUAACUGAAAGCUGUCGCAUUAUUCAAGUAAAUAAACCCCAGUUGGUUAACUACUGUAAGAAUAAUAUAAGCACUGCGAAAUAUAACUUCCUCACUUUUCUUCCGAAGUUCGUGACAGAACAGUUCCGAAGAUAUGCAAACAUAUUUUUCCUAGUUAUCGCUCUUCUUCAGCAAAUUCCUGGUGUUUCACCUACUGGAAGAUUCACCACCCUUGUACCUCUCUGCAUCAUACUUACUGUUUCAGCUAUUAAAGAAGUGAUAGAGGAUUUUAGACGUCAUCGUGCUGACGACGCUACAAAUAACGAGCAGACUUUGGUAUUACGCAAUCAUGUUUGGGUUAAAAUAUGUUGGAAGGAUUUGGAGGUAGGGGAUUUAGUCAAAGUUCUCAGUAAUGAAGGGAUCCCAGCUGAUCUUGUCCUUCUGGCGUCUAGUGAACCUCAGGCUAUGUGCUAUAUUGAAACUAGUAAUCUAGAUGGAGAAACAAACUUGAAAUUACGCCAAGGUCUGCCAGUUACAACUCAUCUUCUAACUGCUGGAGAAUUAAACUCUUUUGACGCAGUUGUUGAAUGUGAACCACCAAAUAGAAAGUUGGAUGAAUUUGUCGGUGUUAUUCGUACUGCAGAUGGAAUAGCUCAUCCUUUAAAUCCAACACAAUUAAUUUUACGAGGUUCAUCAUUAAAGAAUACAAAAUGGAUUUUUGGUUUAACUGUGUAUACAGGUAAAGAAUCUAAAGUGAUGUUGAAUUCAACAGCAGCUCCUUUAAAACGAUCAACAGUUGAACGUCAAACUAAUACCUAUAUCUUAUGUCUGUUCGGUGUACUGCUCUUCUUGACUUUGUUCACGUUUAUUGCAAAUUUAGUUUGGACAUCAUGGAAUGAGAAAAAAAUGUGGUAUCUACAGGAAAAUGUUGAUAUUAGAAGCGAUCUUCGACGUUUACUGGAUUUUAUCACCUGUCUCAUUUUGUAUAACACCAUCAUACCAAUCAGUCUGCCAGUGAUGCUUGAAGUUGUACGGUUUAUCCAAGCAUUGUAUAUUAAUUGGGAUUUGGAUAUGUAUGAUCCGGAUUCGGAUACACCAGCUAUGGCACGUACUUCCAAUUUAAAUGAAGAAUUAGGUCAAGUUCGUUAUUUAUUCUCUGAUAAGACCGGAACGUUAACUCGUAAUGUGAUGGAGUUCAAAAGAUGUUCAAUUGGUGGUAUUAUGUAUGGUAAUAGUACUGAAGAUUCAAAUGCUUUAGAAGAUCAAAAUCUAAUUAAUAAAUUAAAUUCUGGAGAUUUAUUAGUUGAUCAAUUCUUCACAAUAUUAGCUGUUUGUCAUACUGUUGUACCAGAACGUAAUGUCAGUGAAAAUAAUACCAAUGAUAAUAAUGUUGCUGUUUUCGGUAAUGAUAAUCUCAAUAAUGAACAAUUGAUUAAUUAUCAAGCUUCGUCUCCAGAUGAAGCAGCUCUUGUGAAAGCUGCACGUACUAUGGGUUAUGUGUUCACUACUCGAACGCCGACAGAAGUUAUUGUUAAAAUUCGCGGUGUCGAGAAACGUUAUGGAAUAUUACAUGUACUUGAUUUUACCAGUUUUCGUAAGCGUAUGGGUGUUGUAGUUCGUGAACCUAACGGACGUAUUUCCGUAAUGGUCAAAGGAGCGGAUACUGUUAUAUUUGAACGGUUGGCUUGCACUAGUCUAUUUACUCAAUCAACUAUGGAUCAUCUUGAGAAUUUCGCUAAAACUGGUCUACGAACAUUAUGCAUUGCAUGGACUGAAGUUGACCCAGCAUUUUAUAAUAAAUGGGUAGGAAAUUUUUACAAAGCUAGCACAGCAUUAAACGAUCGUGAAGCUAAGCUAGAAUCGGUUGCCAAUGAAAUUGAACAAAAUCUUCAACUUCUUGGAGCAACUGCCAUUGAAGAUAGAUUACAAACGGGCGUACCACAUACUAUAGCUAAUUUAAUGAGAGCUGGUAUUUCUAUUUGGGUUCUGACUGGAGAUAAACAAGAAACAGCUAUCAAUAUUGGCUAUUCUUGUCAGUUGUUAACACAAUCUAUAAGCUUACUAACUAUGAAUACCAAGUCGUUAGAUCAAACACGUGAGCAAUUGGUGAAUUUAAUUGAAGAUUUCGGUGAUCGAAUACGGAUGGAGAAUGAUUUUGCUUUAAUCGUUGAUGGUGAAACACUAGAGUUUGCGUUAUUAUGUGAAUGCAGAGAACAGUUUUUGGACGUUGCUUUAUCCUGUAAAUCGGUUAUAUGUUGCAGAGUUAGUCCAUGGCAAAAAGCACAGUUGGUAAAAUUAGUCCGUCAAUCAAUUAAAGAUGCAGUCACUCUGGCUAUAGGCGAUGGAGCGAAUGAUGUUGGAAUGAUACAAGCAGCUCAUGUAGGUGUUGGGAUAAGUGGCAUGGAAGGCAGACAGGCAGCAUGUGCGUCGGAUUAUGCAAUAGCCCAAUUUCGUUUCCUAAAUAAAUUACUAUUAGUACAUGGUGCAUGGAAUUAUAAUCGAUUGACUAAAUUAAUACUUUAUUCGUUUUAUAAGAAUGUUUGCCUUUAUUUAAUACAAUUUUGGUUUGCCAUUCUAAGUGGAUUUUCUGGUCAAAUUGUGUUUGAACGAUGGAGUAUUGGUUUAUAUAAUGUGAUAUUCACUGCAGCACCACCAAUGGCGUUAGGACUAUUUGAUCGAAGUUGUAGUGUUAAUAAUUGUCUUAAAUAUCCAGAAUUGUACAAAGAUACUCAAGCAUCAGCUUCGUUUAAUCCGAAAGUUUUCUUCUGUUGGAUUCUCAAUUCAAUUUAUCAUUCAUCCGUGCUAUUUUGGAUUCCAUUAUUGGCUUUCUCUGUAGGUACUGUCUAUGCAAAUGGUCAAACUUCAAGUUUAUUAGUCUUGGGCAAUAGUGUUUACACAUAUGUAGUUGUGACGGUUUGUUUAAAAGCUGGUCUAGAGCAUACCGCAUGGACAUGGUUAUCACAUUUAGCAAUAUGGGGUAGUAUCGGUUGCUGGUUCUUAUUUCUUACUAUAUAUCCUCAUGUUUAUCCAACUUUACCAUUGGCAUCAGAUAUGGUUGGUAUGGAUUCUGCUGUUUAUGGAUGCGGUAUUUUCUGGUUUGGUUUCUUACUGAUACCUAUGAUUGCAUUGACACGCGAUAUUGCUUGGAAAAUGGCUAAACGUGUUACAGCUGGUACGUUACGUGAACAAGUCAUGCAAAUGGAACAAAUGCAAGUUGAUCCAGGUCGUUUGAUUCGUGCCAGUAUUCGUCCGAAAUCUACCGACCGUUCCGCGUUUGUGCGGAUUAUGCGUAGAAGUAUGGGUUCACAGGCAUUGCUUAAUCUUUGUCUUGGUGCCAAUGUACGUACAAGUACAACAUCACCGACACCCAUAACAGGUCCUCGGCAAACAGAUCAUGGUUAUGCAUUUUCUCAAGAAGAACAUGGUGCAGUCAGUCAAUCUCAAUUGAUUCGUGCUUAUGAUUCAACCCGACGAAAACCUGAUGGCAGAUAACAUAUUACUUAACUAUGUAUAUUGAAUUAUCCAUCAUGUUGUACAUACACGUAUACAUUGACAUAUUGAUUAUGCCACAAGUAACAACCGAAUUCGAUAACUUUUCCUUUUGCUGAACAAACUGUUAUUACCUAGUGUUCCCCAUUUUUUAUGUUGCGUAUGAAUGUUCGCUUUUUUCAGCCAAAAAUAGGCAAAAACAAGAAAUAUAUACCGGGCACUAACACUUUUUGCUACUAACAAUGGCACCGAUGAUGACCAUUGUCAGUUAUGUUCAUAACUAACCAAUUAAAUUGUUGCUAAAACGCCUAACACGUCAAUCCGGUUUGAUGUGUCUGUAGGCUAUCCCUGUUGCAUGUGACCUGCCAAGUUAAGGACACUAUUAUCCUUUUAUAUUAGUAUGACUCAUAAUUUUUAUUCGUUUCGAUAAAACACUCAAUACUGGUCGGUAUGUUUGUGCGUUCCACUUAAUGACUGCAAUUCGUCUAAUUAUUAUAGUAAGCGAAUUGUUAUUUUUACGUUACGAAACAGAUAAAGAGUUUAAAGCCUAGUUGUCUUUGUUCUAAUUAUAACUCUCACAUGGACUCUGAGUCGUCAGUAUCGCAUCUACAGUUCUGGUAGAAUAGUCUGUAGAACAAAUUAAAUCCUACACCGAUUUCUUCUCACUGAUGGAACUUUCUAAUCUAACGGCACAUAACCGACUGUUAAUGGUGAUUGAUCAACCCUACUGUAUCAGAAAGCUUUUUAUUCGGUUUGAUAUUUUUAUUGACAUUUAAUAUUAUAACAUUUAUUGUUGCCAGUGUUGUGACUUCCACGCUUUCUUCAUACCUUAUGAUUUAUCCAUAUACCAUGUACAGACUUAUGUACUCAACUUUGAGCCACAUACUUUGGUUGUGUGUAAAGAAAAAAAGAAGGCUAAGAUGAGACC